AUGGAAGACCACCUUCACCUUCACCUUCACCUUUCUUGGCCUUUCGGAACCCUCCAAUCCCUUGACCCUGAUGACAUUCGCAUGACCGCUUAUGAAAUUUUCUUCACCUCAUGCAGGUCCUCCCCUGGUUUUGGAGGUCGCAAUGCCAUUCAAUUUUACUCCUCCGAGACCACUGCCGAAGCUGCUCAAGGAUCUCCCUCCAAAGCAGGUCAUGGCGUAGGCAUGGCAGUAACCAGCAAGAUUAAGAGGGCCCUUGGCUUGAAGAUGCUACGCCGCUCUCCUUCUUCACGGAGGAGCAACUCCUGUGGCUCCAAUCCCUUAUCUCCCGGUAAUUCCACCUCCGGGAUUGGCUUCUCCACCGUACCAGGAAGCAGGUCCAGGAGGCCAUUCACAUCUGCAGAGAUCAUGAGACAGCAGAUGAAGGUCUCCGAGGCAAGCGAUAACAGACUUCGCAAGACGCUUAUGAGAACACUCGUUGGCCAAAUGGGGAGACGUGCAGAGACUAUCAUCCUCCCCUUAGAACUUAUUCGGCAUCUAAAGCCAUCUGAAUUCAACGAUGCCCAUGAGUAUCACGUCUGGCAAAAACGUCAACUUCAUAUCCUCGAGGCCGGACUCCUCCUUCACCCCUCCAUCCCCUUGGACAAAUCAAACACCUUCGCUAUGCAUCUUCGAGACAUCAUUCGUACUAGUGACCUUAAACCCAUCGACAUUGGCAAAAACUCCGAGACCAUGAGGACCCUUUGCAAUUGUGUGGUUUCCUUGGCAUGGAGGAGUGCUGAUGGCUCCCCAGCCGAUACUUGUCAUUGGGCUGAUGGUUUCCCCUUCAACGUCAACCUGUACGUCGCCCUUCUCCAUUCCAUCUUUGACUUAAAAGACGAGCCAUGUAUCCUUGAUGAGGUGGAUGAGCUCCUGGAGUUAAUGAAGAAAACAUGGACUACUUUUGGGAUCAACAAACCCAUACACGACUUGUGUUUCACUUGGAUACUUUUCCAGCAAUACGUAAUGACAGGACAUUCGGAGAAUGAUUUGCUUAGUGCCUCCCUCACCAUGUUGACGGAAGUGGCAAACGAUGCCAAGAAAGUUGAUAGAGAGCCUGUCUACGUACAGAUAUUGUCUUCCGUCUUAACUUCAAUCACAACUUGGUGCGAUAAGCAACUGAUGGAUUACCAUCAAACUUUUAGUACCGACAACAUUGGCGUGAUGGAGCAUAUUCUUCCUCUGCUUUUCACGGCCACUAGAAUCUUGGAAGAUGUAACGGCUGUAACUUCAGAUUCUGCAGGGAACAAGGUUGACCAAUAUACCAGAUCCUCUUUAAAGAAUGCAUUCUCCAAGAUGGUAGGAAACAGAAAUGUAAUAAGCCGGUCGACGCCAUCGCAUCAAGUGAGGGAAACGCUUGUUGGAUUGGCAGACGAAACAGAAGAAUUGGCAUUUAAAGAGAAAAAAAGUUUCAGUGUGGUGUUGAAGAAAUGGCACCCAAUAUCAGCUGGAGUUGCAGCAGUGACACUGCACUCAUGCUACGGGGUGUUGUUGAAGCAAUACUUGGCAUGUAACUCUGACAUUACCCACGACAUGCUCACAGUCUUGCAAAGGGCCGACAAGCUUGAAAAGGCGUUGGUUAACUUGGUGGUCGAAGAUUCUGUAGAAUGUGAGGAUGGGGGAAAGACUGUCGUCAGGGAGAUGCAUCCUUACGAAGUCGAUUCCAUCGUUCUAAAGUUUUUAAGACAAUCCAUUAACGGGAGGCUCAAGAAAGUCAAAGAUGUGCUUCAGAGGGCUAAAGAAACAGAAACAUGGAACCCCAAGUCCAAAACUGAACCUUACGCACAAUCAGCCGUAGAGCUAAUGAAGCAGUCUAGAGAUGUUUUGGUUUCCUUCUUUGAAAUUCCCAUUGCUAUUUCUCAAGAUUUGGUUCAAGAAUUUGCAGACGGCAUUGAGAAAAUUUUGCGACAUUAUACUACUUUUGUUGCGUCAUGUGGUUCGAAACAGAACUACAUUCCUACACUCCCUCCUCUAACACGAUGUAGCAGAGGCUCAAAAUUCAUGAAACUCUGGAAAAAGGCGACACCUUGUGCCGUAGCAGCUGGGAUGAGUCCAUAUCAUUUAGGAUUGGAGGAAGAAGGCAACCAUCCACGACCUUCAACCAGCCGUGGAACACAACGUCUCUACAUCCGCCUCAACACCUUACACUACCUUAUAUCCCAACUCAACACCCUUGACAAAUGUUUCUCCAUUUCCUCUAACAAAAUUGUUCCAGCUUCCCACCAGCACCAGCAGCAGCAGCAGCAAAACCACCGACACCGCCAUCCCCACUUCGAGCAAACUCGAUCUGCCAUUAUGGCUGCUACUCAACAUGUAGCUGAGGUCGCAGCCUACCGCCUUAUAUUCCUUGAUUCAAACUCAGUUCUGUAUGGCAGCUUAUAUGUAGGUCAUGUAGUGAAUGCCCGAAUCAGUCCUGCUCUCAGAGUUCUCAAGCAGAACCUCACUCUAUUGAGUGCUAUCGUCACGGAGCGAGCUCAACCUUUGGCAAUCAAAGAAGUGAUGAAGGCUUCUUUCGAAGCCUACCUUAUGGUUUUAAUAGCUGGUGGAAGCACAAGAUGUUUCACUAGGGCAGAUCACGAGAUGAUUGAAGAUGAUUUAAAGCAUUUGAAGAGGGUAUUUGCUAAUUAUGGAGAAGGCCUGAUUCUGGAGGAUGUGGUAGAUAAGGAGGCUGAGACGGUGGAGGGAGUGGUAGACUUAAUGGGAAGGUCUUCGGAGCAGCUGGUGGAGGACUUUACCGUGGUGGCUUGUGAGGCUAGUGGUAUUGGAGUAGGUUCAGGGCAAACAUUGCCAAUGCCUCCCACAACCGGAAGGUGGAGCAGCAGUGACCCUAACACUAUGUUGCGUGUUUUGUGCCAUAGAAAAGAUCGUGUUGCAAAUUUAUUCUUGAAGAGAACUUUCCAUCUGGCGAAGCGAGCCUAA
Molecule: messenger RNA, 2955 nt
Organism: Cynara cardunculus var. scolymus (artichoke)
Lineage: Eukaryota; Viridiplantae; Streptophyta; Magnoliopsida; Asterales; Asteraceae
Product: protein unc-13 homolog
Exons: 5
Coding region: 1-2955 (984 amino acids)
Source: RefSeq, a predicted model, not a curated record